AUGAAUGCAACAGAUGUGCUCGCUAAUGUAACAGAAGAAUUUUCAGCGAGCACUCAAAAGAACAAAUUCUGGACUUCUGUUUUUGGCAAAGAGUCAAGAAUAUCUGCAAAAGAGGUCCUGAUCAUAAUCUCAUAUAGUGCUAUAUUUAUAAUGAGCACAUUCGGAAAUCUACUCGUAUUUAGUAUUGUUAUUCGUAAUGCAAGUUUGCGGAGUGCCAAAUACGUUUUCAUCGCCAAUUUGGCUCUAUCAGACCUCUUGAUGACAGUUCUAAACAUACCUUUCAACGUCGUCGGAUUACUUCUCAACAACUGGCCUUUCGGUGACUUCAUGUGUUCACUGGUACCACUAAUGCAAGUGACUUUUGUGUAUGUUUCAACUUUUACCAUGACAUGCAUUGCUGUGGAUAGGUAUCGCAUUAUCAGUAAGCCACUAAGGCCCAAAAUGGCACCAAUGCAAGCUUUCAAAACAAUUAUAUGCAUAUGGAUAUCAGCAGCAAUCCUCUCUCUCCCACACGCCAUCUUCAGCGAAGUCGAUUCCUUCUUCACCUACAGACCUCUCACUCGCUGUCGAUCCGUAUACCCAGAGAACAUGAGCACCUGGAUUACGCUGGCCACAUUUAUCACUCAGUAUAUCUUGCCCUUGUCAGUCACUGGAAUCCUCUACUGCAUAAUCGUCGCAAAAAUUUGGUCUCGAAACACUCUGGGGGUUGUCACAGAGGCUCAGCUCAUUAGUCAAGCGAAAUCGAAGAACAAAACAAUCAAAAUGUUGAUUCGUGUGGUGAUUGUAUUCGCCAUGUGCUGGUUACCGCUGAAUGUGUUCUACUUACUUCACGAAUUCAAUGCUUUCCAGUUCAUCUACAAGUCAUCAACUCCCACCACUAUUUUUUUCAUCUGUCAUUGGCUGGCGAUGAGUUCCGUAUGUUACAACCCAUUUAUUUACUGCUGUUUGAACGAACAUUUCAGAGAAGGAGCUGUUCGUAACGGCACUAUAACUUCUUUCGACAAGAUAUGA
Argiope bruennichi is the source of this 1011-nucleotide messenger RNA. RefSeq names its product G-protein coupled receptor 83-like. Gene Ontology annotation, molecular function: neuropeptide Y receptor activity; neuropeptide binding. Gene Ontology annotation, cellular component: neuron projection; plasma membrane. Gene Ontology annotation, biological process: G protein-coupled receptor signaling pathway. The coding region runs from base 1 to 1011 and encodes 336 amino acids. The record is from RefSeq and is a predicted model, not a curated record. NCBI's taxonomy places the organism in Eukaryota, Metazoa, Arthropoda, Arachnida, Araneae, Araneidae. The transcript is spliced from 4 exons.